AGGAAGAGGACGAAGGAGGUGAGGAAGGAUGAGGAGCAGAGGGGAGCAGAAGGAGGACAGCACCACACUCAUUGCCAUGGAAACCAAGCCAGAGAACAACUACGGCGCCAUCACCAUGGUAACAGCGUCUCCUUUGAUUGGCUCACGAGACCGCAUAGAACACACCAAGACCUCUCCGGAUUCAGGAGUGUUUCAGUCAGCGAAGGACUCGCUGCAACUUUAUGAGAUCCUGGCCAGGACUCCGUACGGUAAAGUGAAAACAGGGGAGGUGGGAAUUGACCGACUGCUGAGUGAGCAGGUCUUCACUGCUGCCUACCCACUGCACGAGGGAGGUUUCCAGCUGCCAACGACCCCAGUCCCCCCCACGUCUUUAGGUCUGAGACAGAUCCUGUAUACAUACUGGGCCAAGUGGUCCUGCUUUAGACGCUACCAACCUCUGGAUCACAUUAGAGAGUACUAUGGAGAGAAGAUAGCCCUUUACUUUGCCUGGCUUGGUUUCUACACUGGCUGGCUGUUGCCGGCGUCUAUCGUUGGGCUGUUGAUCUUCUUUAUUGGGUUCUUUCUCAUGGCCACUGAUGUUCCAGCGACAGAAUUGUGCAACAGCGGAAACAGCUUCCUCAUGUGUCCUCUCUGUAACAUCUGCGACUACUGGAACUACUCCAGCAUCUGUGUCACCUACAAGGUGGGUCUCCUGUUUGAUAAUUCAGGGACAGUGUUUCUCAGUGUCUUCAUGUCUCUGUGGGCUGUCACCUUCCUGGAGUACUGGAAGAGAACUUGUUCAGCUCUGUCUCACCGCUGGGACUGCUCUGAAUUCGAGGACAUUGAGGAGCGACCUCGUCCAGAGUUCACAGCCAUGGCGCCGAUGACCAUGAGGAACCCGGUGACCGGAGCAGAGGAACCUUACUUUCCUGAAAAUAAGCGACUCAACAGAACUCUGACUGGCUGCAUGGUCAUCAUCAUCAUGAUUGUUGUGGUGCUGAUUUUCCUCAUCGGAAUCAUUCUGUAUCGCACCAUCCUCCGAAUCAUCAUCUCCAAGUCUGGCAACAGCUUUGUCAGUUUCUCUGCCGGGAGGAUAGCCAGUCUUUCAGGAUCUGUGUUGAACCUGUUGGUCAUCCUCCUGUUGUCCAGGGUUUACAUCUCACUGGCUCACAUCCUCACCCGCUGGGAGAUGCAUCGGACUCAGACUAAAUAUGAAGACAUGUUCAUCUUUAAAGUAUUCAUCUUCCAGUUCGUCAACUUCUACUCGUCUCCAGUUUACAUCGCCUUCUUCAAAGGCAGGUUCGUUGGUUACCCUGGAAACUACCACACUCUGUUUGGAAUACGCAAUGAAGAGUGCGGAGCAGGCGGAUGUCUCAUUGAACUGGCUCAGGAGCUGCUGGUCAUCAUGGUGGGAAAACAGCUGAUCAACAACGCCCAGGAGUUCAUUUUACCGAAGUUGAAGUCUUGGUGGCAGAAGAGGAAGAUAAGUCCUCGGGUUAAGAAGGUGAAGAAAGACGAAGCGAAGGAGGCUCAGAUGGAGGUGAAGACAGGGGAAGAAGAGGAGGCUCAGAAGGAGGUCCAGGGAGAGGAAGAGGAGGAGGUUCCACCCUGGGAGGCAGACUACCAACUGCUGGUCUGUGAGGGACUCUUUAGCGAAUACUUGGAAAUGGUGAUUCAGUUUGGUUUCAUCACCAUCUUCGUGGCGGCGUGUCCUCUCGCUCCGUUCUUCGCCCUUGUCAAUAACUGGGUGGAGCUUCGUUUGGACGCCCAGAAGUUUGUGACGGAAUAUCGCCGCCCGGUGGCGGAGCGAGCUCAGGACAUUGGCAUCUGGCUUCCCAUCAUGCAGUUCAUCACAAACAUAGCCGUCCUCAGCAACGCGUUCCUCAUCGCGUUCACCUCGUCCUUCCUGCCUCGAGAAUACUACAGCUACACCAGAAACAAAACACUGAGCGGCUUCAUCGACUUCACUCUGGCAACAUCACCGCACAACUAUAGCCUGCAACACACACCCUGCAGGUAUCGGGGUUUCAGGGAUGAACAUGGUGAACACCUGCCCGACUACUUUCACCUCCUCGCCAUACGACUCAGUUUUGUCAUCGUGUUUGAGCAUGUGGUCUUCUUCAUCGGCCGUCUGAUCGACAUGAUGGUCCCUGACAUCCCCGAGGAGGUUGAGAUGAAGAUAAAGAGGGAGCAUUACAUGGCUAAAGAGGCGCUGGCUGAGAACCAGUCUUUGGGGACAGUCCCGUUUCCUGGUGAGAAUGACGCCCUGUCCGAUGGCCUGCGACAUCGUGGAUCCAGACCACCAGCACAGAGCAACUCGCCUCCACUAAACCUGACGGACAUCCCAGAAGAACCUGAUUUACUGGGCAAAUGAUAUACAGUAUAGCACACAUGAACUGUCUGCCCACUACCUCGACAUCUACUAGACUGAGCUUCUCUUUUUGAUCAACCUCUCUGGCAGAUAUACAAGACCACUGUGAGACCACUAGAUUACAGGAACUGUGCUGAACCCUUACAGGCACUGCAAGGACUUUGAAAAACCUGCAAAAUGUAGAUCUACAAGGCCUCUGCUAGACUUACAGGAACUACCAGACUGAUAAACCUUUACAGGAUCCAGUAGGUGGAUAGCAGAGAGAUGGCAGUGGGGUUGUUGAUUUGAAUAUGUUAGUCUGCCUGACUCAUUCAUCCUUUAUCUGACUGAGGUUUGUGCAAGUUAGACUAUGGUCUCGAUCAUGUCCCUGUAGUAUCAGUAACUGUGCUGAGAAUUGAUAAAUCCUUUGGUGCUGAAGAAGCAGACUGAUUUGUAAAUUCACCAUUUUCCCGUCUUGAAUGUAUGAUAUAAACUAUAUAUUAUAAAUAUUCUAUUCUAUACUGCUGCCUGUAGUAGUUCCUCAAUAUUUUUAUGAUCAUUCAGUAGCGUCUGUGCUGCUGAAAAUCCUCCCUGAAACCAAAACACCUCUGUAACAGAAUGCAGACAACAUGAUAAAUGAUAAACAAUAAAGGAUAAAUACACAUAGAGAUCAAUAAGAAAAUCACUAUAAUAAGAACCUCUAGAAUAAAUAAUAAAAAUGCAGGUAAAACAAGAAGAACUUGGAUAACUGAUAAUUCUUGGAUUUGAGCUCUCUAGCUCUGUAGAAACACUUCUACAUUUUUAGAAUUAACAGGACACUGACCCUGUCCUGCUAAUACAAAAUGUCCACCUAGUGUCGGUGUGUAUUCAUAUUAAAUGUCCUCUAGAUGCACAAA
Molecule: messenger RNA, 3225 nt
Organism: Morone saxatilis (striped sea-bass)
Lineage: Eukaryota; Metazoa; Chordata; Actinopteri; Moronidae
Gene: ano7
Product: anoctamin 7
Exons: 19
Coding region: 29-2353 (774 amino acids)
Biological process (GO): chloride transmembrane transport; calcium activated phospholipid scrambling
Cellular component (GO): plasma membrane
Molecular function (GO): protein dimerization activity; chloride channel activity
Source: RefSeq, a predicted model, not a curated record